UCGACAUUCACUAACGCCAUGUUCUUCAAUUUUCUUUCAUUCCAGAAGAGGAAACACUAAUGGUGAUACAAAUCGCUUCUAACGAUAGCAGCCAAAAUGAUUCUGAAGAUGAUGUUAAAAUUGAAAGAUCACUAAGAUCGGAAGGAAUUGUGUUCCCAUUGCGACAGGAAGAAGACAUUGAGCGUUUGGAGCGCAUGGUCAGAGAAGAUCCGUUCUUACGCCAACAAUACAUUGAUCACAUAUCGAAAAAGGUGUGCGGCCAACAGAACAUCGUUUCGGAUAUCCAGAAAAUUUUCACCAAUAAGUCCUUGGAGAACUACACCUAUGAUGGCGUUUACAACUCGAAGUACCCGCGAAAGGCGAUGAAGCACUACGACAUUUUCACUGAUUGCUUGCUGACUGCUUGGAUGGACGAUGUCACAGCAGAUGAGCUCAAGAAGGCGCUGAUCAAGACAACACAGAAAGCGAAGCAAAACCUAUCAUCGGCUCGAUACUAUCAAAGAUAUCGCAAUAGGUUGCUGGAGCAACGGAAAGUUAGCUGGAGACUUAAGGCCAAAGCUAGAAAAAAUCAAUCCGAGUAGGCGAAAUUGUAGAUCGGGUUUAAUUCGAUGCUAGGCUGUUUGUGCUUUUCUACAGAUUAUGCAGAAAAUACAAGAAUACAUCUAAUCGCCAACGAGUAAUGAAA
Armigeres subalbatus is the source of this 685-nucleotide messenger RNA. RefSeq lists its product as uncharacterized. The record is from RefSeq and is a predicted model, not a curated record. Lineage: Eukaryota; Metazoa; Arthropoda; Insecta; Diptera; Culicidae. The transcript is spliced from 3 exons. Bases 60 to 581 code for a protein of 173 amino acids.